AUGACGUUUGACGACUGUACUGGACUGGAAGCAAGUGUUGUUUUAGGUAGCCGCACUGCUGUGUGCUUCAGAUUUUGGACGGCGGUACUCCUCAGAUCGAUUGUUUCCGGCUCCGAUGCUUUCUCUGGAGCUGGGAUCUGGUCGUUUGCUACUGAUAAGGUUGUCUUUUGGUCUGAAAGGGGGGUACCAUGUUCGAUAACAGGAUUCAGGCCAUUAGUGGUCAUGGUGCAUUGGGGAUCACAAAGGGCUAUCUCCUGGGUAUUGGUUUUGGGCUGGGAAGGUUUUUUAGUCCACGUUUUGUCAUGGGUUGCCACAGUCGAUUUGCGUUUACCUAUUCUGGUAAUGGGGCUCUGUUUUCUUCCUUUUGGGCCUGCUGCGCCCCUGUCUGGUUCUGGGCCCGUUCCUGCCGAGAAACUACAAGAUGGGUCACCAUCCUCCUCCCACGUUUCUGCGCGUGACUCCACUCUCCCAUGUUGGGGCAUUGUUGGUGUUGCAUCGGUAGCCGCACUGCUCUUUCCCAACUUGCGUCGACCGUUGAAGGAGACUGAGACACCAGGGGUCCCGCCUGACGAUUGUCCGUUGCGUCUGAAGGUGAGGCCGAAGUUGACUGCAGGCAUACCAUCCUCAAUUGUGUACGUGACGUCGCCGGGUUCCGUCCGGACGGUAUCAUGGCGAGGGGGCCCGGCAGGGAGUAAGCAAAUCAGUCCUCAACUGCUGACUGUGCCUACUUGCUUUCAUGACUGGCUAAUCCGACGUUAUGGAAAUUUUUCAAUUCGAUCUUCCGUGAAAUCGGGCUUGGUAUCUUUCUCCGCUAAGGCCAGCUGCAAAAAUGCAAUUCGAAAUUUGAUUAGGGAAAAUGGCUUGCAACCAAACGGGAAAGAGCAAAAAGUAAAAUUAGAGAGGAGGAAUGGCGUCAACUUUCGCUCCCGAAUUUCAAGUGUUACACGGAACACUAACUGA
Messenger RNA from Striga asiatica, 960 nucleotides. Lineage: Eukaryota; Viridiplantae; Streptophyta; Magnoliopsida; Lamiales; Orobanchaceae. The record is from the annotation of a GenBank genome assembly.